CACACUCAAUUGAAGAGUUCAGUGUGUUGCACAAUUUAUGUCUCCAUCUAGAACAACUGCAUUAGUGUGUUAUGAAAUAUGGCCAGGCGGUUUUUAAAAGAAACAUAUCGUCCCACCCAUAUUAUGAUGAACUAAGUCACUUGGUAAGUUUGAUGAACAAUCUGCUUUAAUUCCAGAGACAGUUGCGCAAACGACCUCAUUUCACCACACACGGCUAGAAAAAGCAUUAGUCUGCACUUUGCAUUCUUGUGUUUGGCUUUCUUGAAAAGUAGGUUCCCUUCCAGACCAGAAUGACUCAACAACCGCUCCUGUCACUGCCCGAGUUUCAGGACUUGUCGGUGGGCACUUUGGUGAUAAAGGAGCCACUGAAUUUCUGGGGAGGAGCGAGAGUGAAGCCUAAACAAACAAAGAACUCCGAGCCAGUGUACGAACCUGCAACUGGUCGUGUGUUGUGUGAUUUGAUUCCCUGUGUAGAGGAGGAGGUAGACCAGGCCAUUAAAAAUGCUCAUUCUGCAUACCUACAAUGGCGCAAACGGUCUGGGAUGGAAAGAUCCCGGAUCAUGCUUGAGGCUGCCAGGAUUAUUAGGGAGCACAGAGAUGAAAUUGUAAAAGUGGAAGUGAUCAACAGUGGCAAACCCAUCAUGGAGGCUGAGAUAGAUAUUGACUUUGCAGCACAGUGUAUUGAGUACUAUGCUGGCAUUGCCCCCACAUUGUCAGGCCAGCACAUACAACUUCCAGAAGGAUGUUUUGCGUAUACCCGAAGGGAGCCAUUGGGCGUUUGUGUCGACAUAGGAUCCUGGAAUUAUCCCUUCUCAAUGGCUGUCUCGAAGUCAGCCCCAGCAUUGGCCUGCGGCAAUGCCAUGGUGUUCAAACCAUCUCCCCUGACCCCAGUGACUGCAGUCAUUUUGGCAGAAAUCUAUAAAGAGGCCGGUGUCCCUGACGGACUCUUUAAUGUGGUACAAGGAGGAGCUGAGACUGGAUCACUGUUGUGUCACCAUCCAACAGUGGCUAAAGUGUCUUUCACUGGCAGUGUGCCCACAGGAAAGAAGGUUAUAGAAAUGGCAUCCAAGGGUGUAAAGCCGGUGACUCUAGAGCUUGGAGGGAAGUCGCCUCUUAUCAUCUUUAAAGACUGUGAACUGGAGAAUGCAGUCAAAGGUGCCCUCAUGGCCAACUUUCUCAACCAGGGAGAGAUGUGCUGCAAUGGCACACGAGUGUUUGUGCAAAGGGAGAUUAUGUCGCAAUUUUUGGAAGCAGUGGUGAAAAGGACCAAGGCUAUUGUUGUCGGUGAUCCCUUGCAAGGCGAGACACAAAUGGGUGCUCUUAUUAGCAAACCUCACAUGGAAAAAGUGUUGGGUUUCAUAAGCCAAGCUAAACAACAGGGUGCAAAGGUUUUGUGUGGUGGAGAGCGAUUUGUUCCCAGUGAUCCCAAACUGAAAGACGGAUACUUUGUGUCUCCAUGUGUGCUGGAUAACUGCAGGGAUGACAUGACUUGUGUGAAGGAGGAGAUUUUUGGCCCUGUGAUGUCAGUUUUGCCUUUUGACACAGAGGAAGAGGUCCUUCAAAGAGCUAACAACACAACAUUUGGGUUGGCAUCUGGAGUCUUCACCAGGGAUAUAGCUCGUGCACACAGAGUGGCUGCGAACCUUGAAGCAGGAACGUGCUACAUUAACAACUACAAUGUUUUUCCAAUCGAGGUUCCUUUUGGAGGCUACAAGAUGUCAGGUUUCGGAAGGGAGAACGGGCAAGUGACGAUUGAAUACUUCUCUCAGCUGAAGACUGUUGUGGUGGAAAUGGGAGACGUGAAAAGCCUCUUUUAAGCAAUUGUGGGCUUAAACAUUAACACUUCUAAUUAAAAUGUGAUUUUUACAGUGUUUAGAUCAAAAGUGUCUCUGUUAGGUUGACAAAAUCCUAAGUACAUUUGGAAUUACCAUUGAAAUGUGCCAUUAAGUCAAACAAAGAUACACAUACAGACCUUUAAGAAUGUGCGUUACCUCCCGCGGCAUUUGGCAAUUCGUCAUGCAGAAUUUGUAUAUGCAUAGCUGCCAAGUGUAGAAACUAACAUUGCUGUUGUAGUAGUUGGUUGUUUUUUCUAAACUCCAGCAGUCUUUGCUGCAACAUUUGUGUUCUGUUAUCAUUCCCAACACGUGGAAACACUAACAGUAUAUUAACUGUUAAACAUCUAUGUAUUUUCCUUAGUACUGUGAAACACAUGCAUUUGACAAACAGUGUCUUGUGGUAUUCAAAACUAGCUAAAUUAAUCCAGACUAGUUAAUAGCAAAAUUAAAUAGAAAGAAAGCAAGUGCCUUCCAGCCUCUUUCUAGUGAUAACCAUACAUUAGACAGCACUUUGUAGGAAGUAUUAACACUAAUUGUUGGUCCUAGAUUUGUUAGUUUGUUUAACUUUCGCUCUUUUCCUACUUUGCAGCACAAUAAAGACUUUACAUUUGUCUGGUGAUUUGCAAGUUUGUAGCAUUUCAAAUUAAAGCACUUGAGUUCCAAAAAA
Molecule: messenger RNA, 2502 nt
Organism: Misgurnus anguillicaudatus (oriental weatherfish)
Lineage: Eukaryota; Metazoa; Chordata; Actinopteri; Cypriniformes; Cobitidae
Source: RefSeq, a predicted model, not a curated record